GUUUGCGAACUUGAUCUUUCUUAGUCCUAUGAAAUUGACCAUAUCAGCUUGUUAUUGUUGUUUUCCCCUUAUCGGGAUCCUCAUGAAGUUGCCCGAACUUGCAUGGGUUGGGGGGAUGAGGAUAAUUUUUGGAUUGAUUUUUCUCUCAUAAAUUUUGAAGACGUGUUUUAUUUAUGAAUAUAUGAUAGUAAAGCUGGAUUACACUUUCUCCUAUGUGUUACUAAUUCCUCUAUUAAAUUUUGAAGAUUGGUUCUGCAAUGUGGAAACCAAAAAUUUUAAUUUGACUGAAGGUUAUUAUAUUGGGCAGGAUUGGAUAUGAAUAUGAGUUUAUUGGAAGGAUCAUUAAUGAAGUCUCUCGUAAGAUCAAUUAUACCCCUUUACAUGUUGCCAAUUGUCCUAUUGAACUUGUGUCUUGGGUGCAGAAAAUAACCUCACUUCUAGAUCUUUCAUCCAAAGAGAAAGUUAUCAUGGUAGGAAUAUGUGGAAUUGGUAAUCCUACAAUUUCAAGAGAUGUGUAUAAGUCGGUUGCUAAUACUUUUGAUGGUUCAUGUUUUCUUUCUAAUGUUAGGGAAAAUUCUGAUAAGAAUGGCCUGCUACAUCUCUAACAAACAUUAAUUUCUAAAUUAGUAAAGGAGAAAGAUAUCAGUUUAGGAGAUGUUAGUGAGGGAAUUUCAAUACUAAGACAUAGGCUCAAUCAAAAGAAGGUUCUUUUGAUUCUUGACGAUGUUGUCAAAUUGGAGCAGUUACAAGCACUUGCUGGAAGGUGUGAAUGGUUUGGUUUUUGGAAGUAGAAUCAUCAUUACAACUAGGAAUAAACAUUUGUUUGCAAGUCAUGGGAUUGGGAGAGUAUAUGAUAUUGAAGAAUUAAACGAUGAGGAAGCACUUCAGUGGUUUAGUUGGAAGGCAUUUAAAAAGGAGAAGGUGCAUUCAAGUUACAGAGGUGUUGUAGAUCAUGCAAUAAUUUAUUUGAGCGGCCAUCCAUUAGCUUUGGAAGUGAUAGGCUCUAACUUAUGUGGUAAAAGAAUAGAUGAAUGGAGUUCUGCAUUAGAUAGAUAUGAAAAAAAUACCUAAUAAAGAAGUUCUAGAAGUCCUAAAAUUAAGCUAUGAUGCUUGAGAGGAAGAUGAGAAGGAAAUUUUCCUUGACUUGGCUUGUUUCUCCAAAGGUUACCAAUUGCAAGAUGUGAUGAAUAUUUUGGCAUGUGCUCAUGAUGCUCAACCAGAAUAUGCUGUUGGAGUGUUGGUUGACAAAUCUCUUAUAAAAAUCAGUCCUUUUGGUACAAUUGAAAUGCAUAAUUUGGUGCAAGAUAUGGGCAAACAAAUAGUUGGACAAGAAUCACCAAAAGAGCUGGGUAAUCCCAGUAGCUUAUGGUUAUAUGAGGAAAUUAUUCAUGUUUUACAAGAAGAUACAGUAAGAACAGUUUUGGCAUAGUUCUAUUUUUCUUUGUGCAACUUAAUUCUUUUCUCAAAAGAGUUUAAAUAAUAAGGUCUGAGAGAAGUUUUACUUUAAUAUUUUUUUAAUAUAGGUUAAUAGUGGCAGGAACACUUGUCUUAAGACUUGAAUACCACUUAAAUCUAUUGUGUUUUUUAUAUUGAAAGGGAACUGAUAAAAUUGAAGCCAUAAUUCUGGACUAAUGUAAAGAAGUACAGAUGAGUGGGGUGGAAAGGAGUUGAAGAAGAUGAAGAACCUCAAAGUACUUAUCAUCAGAAAUUCAUGCUUUUCUAGAGGCCCUAAAUAGCUCCCUAAUAGUUUAAGAGCUCAAGAAUGGAAGAAGUAUUUACCAGAUAAUUUUUAUCCGGUAAAACAUUUCUAUCUCGACCUGUCUAGAGUUGUUGUCUAUUGCUGAAAUCACUUCAGAUGGUAUGUAUUUAAGUAUUGUUAAAAUUACUUCUUGUUUCUUUGCUUCAUUUUAACAAUAAAUUUUAUCUUCAUUUUGCAGAAGUUCGAGAGUUUAAGUUACUUGAAUUUUAGUAAUUGUAAAUUUUUAAAACAUGUACCUAACUUAUUUGGAGUACCACACUUAACAGAAUUGUGGCUAAUGAUUAUCAGAACUUAAUUGAAAUUGAUGAUUUGGGUUGAUUAUUGGAUAAGCUUUGAUGAUUGAGUGCUAAAUGAUGCACCAAGCUCAAGACCUUGCCUCAUGGUAUUAAGUGGGCAUCUCUUGAAUAUAUCGAACUCUUUGGUUGCUCAAGUCUUCAAAGUUUUCCAAAAAUAAUGGAUAAGAUGAAGAAGUUGAGAAAACUUUCUUUGAAUUGGACAAGCAUAGAAGAACUACCAUCUUCAAUUUGCAGUCUUAUUGGACUCCAGUACUUAAACUUAAGGGAUUGCAAACAUCUUAAGCGACUUCCAACUAGCAUUCAUUUGUUGCCAAAACUUUGGAUACUCGGGGCUAAUUGGGAAGAUGGGAAACUAGUUAGCUCCGGCAAUGUUGUAAUGUCUUCAAAUAUGGCUACUAUUAGUUUCUUAAAUUGCAGUAUGUUGGAUGACUUCAUCGCUUUAUGUCUUUCUUGUUUCCCCAAUAUGAUGUCUGUGGACCUAAGCUUCAGUAAUUUCACCACCUUUCCAGAAUGCAUCAUAGAAUUUCAACUUCUGACGAAUCUUUUUCUAGAUCAUUGCAAGAAGCUUCAACAUGUUGCAGGGAUGUCUCCAAACCUAUUAAUAUUCAUUGCUAAAAAUUGCACAUUGUUAGACUGGUUGUCUGCAAGCAUAUUAUUGCUUCAGUCAUUCCACUAGCCUGGAAAAAGAAGUUUUUUCUGCCAGGAGAAAGUAUCCCAGAAUGGUUUGGUCACUAUAACAAGGGAAACUCAAUGUGCUUUUGGGUCCAAAAGAAGUUCCUUGCCAUUGUGGUGUCUUCUCUCUGGAGAUUUUUGUAACAAGGAUUGCCCACCUAAAUUUAGCUUGCCUGUGCAAAUUAAUGUCAUUGGGAAAGGGUUUUCUUCUGAAGUGGUUUCAAUAUUGACAAUAGAAUAAGAUCACAUAUUUCUGUGUGGUCUACAGAACAUACUUCUCUAUGCUGAACUCCCCAAAGCAGAUGAAUGGAAUCAAGUGCAGGUUUCUGUUUAGCAAGAAAUUAGGAGGCUCAAGGAGAGAGUAGAGAUAAAGUGCAUUGGAGUUCACGUGUACGAAAAUAGGAUGGAGAAUAUCCAGUUCAUAAAGCCUGAUCGCCCAAAGCAAAAUACCAUAACUUUUACAACUCCAAUGAUGAAUUGAAACACUUCAAUGACGACUUGGAACAAUUAGCUUUAAUCAACUCUAUGCCCCCAGCUGGAUGUGUAACUGCAUCCAAACUGAGAGAAAAAGAUAUAAAGCUAUACAGUGAAGGCAACAAACUUUCAAGGAGCCCAUGUUGCGAAGAACAUGGGGACUAUAUGAAUCAGGUUUCAAGUUCAAAAAGACCAAAAUGGGCAAACCAUUCAGUUAUGCAUCCUUCAGCAAAAGCUCAAAUCGAGUGUCAGCUCAGAAGUUUUCCGGUGACACUAAGCAUUCAUGCACCAAGUACUAUGGCGUCCCAUGAUGGAAUUGCUAAAGAACUACUACAAAUAUCUAGUUCCACUUUGUCUACAGUGUUUUCAAAUGCUAUGGAUCGAUCUCCAAAUGAUAUAGAAGCAGAAGACGCUGAGCCCUCUGUUCGUUCACCUUCCACCAGCACCAGGCUAGGUAAAGAGACGCAGAGAGAAUUGAAAGCCUUGAAAGAUUUGCUGUCCAAGAUUUUUCUUUAUUGUUGUAUCUGGGAAGCUGCAGCACCAUGAGAACCUCCCAAGAUUACCUCUCCAAUUUGUCAUUGAAAUUAAGAAAUUUCAAGAGAAUUCAAUCAAUGGAUAAGGGACUGACAUGUUACAGGUAGAGAAAUAAAUCCUACUAGUUGUAAGUAGAAGAUUUUGAAAUUGAUUUCAAGAGGAGUGGUACAAGGUGUUGGCCAUCUUAGAAUCCACGGCGAAGGCUUCUAUGGGAAAGAGGGAAGGCACUGGAAGCUCAAAAAGUCGAGAGAACAAGUGCCAUCUUGGAUACCUGAGAUGGAAUCCACAACUGAAAACCGAUCAAAUAUCACUUUGUACGGUAAUCAUGAACAAAUUAGAAUUUGUUGAGAUUUGUAUGUGCUAGUUGUGAUGAUAGCAAGUAGUUUAUGAUUUGCAAUAUCAAGAAUGUGUUGGAUUAGGACUCCAUUAGAUCAUGAUUUGUUUGGCUUA
Molecule: messenger RNA, 4185 nt
Organism: Prosopis cineraria
Lineage: Eukaryota; Viridiplantae; Streptophyta; Magnoliopsida; Fabales; Fabaceae
Exons: 3
Coding region: 3253-3747 (164 amino acids)
Source: RefSeq, a predicted model, not a curated record